Arvicola amphibius (Eurasian water vole) is the source of this 1062-nucleotide messenger RNA. RefSeq names its product exosome component 8 (gene Exosc8). Lineage: Eukaryota; Metazoa; Chordata; Mammalia; Rodentia; Cricetidae. The transcript has 11 exons. Bases 131 to 961 code for a protein of 276 amino acids. The record is from RefSeq and is a predicted model, not a curated record. Gene Ontology annotation, cellular component: nuclear exosome (RNase complex); cytoplasmic exosome (RNase complex). Gene Ontology annotation, biological process: TRAMP-dependent tRNA surveillance pathway; exonucleolytic trimming to generate mature 3'-end of 5.8S rRNA from tricistronic rRNA transcript (SSU-rRNA, 5.8S rRNA, LSU-rRNA); nuclear polyadenylation-dependent mRNA catabolic process.
CAGCAGCCUCCACAGAAGGAGCAGCUUCUCCACCCAGGACUCCUCCAAGUCGCCUACGCCGCAGACGCCGGCAGAGGGAAGGGCGCAGGCGCGGCGGUCUGCGCAGGCGCGGCGCGGUGCAGGCGGGAAGAUGGCGGCCGGGUUCAAAACUGUGGAACCCCUGGAGUAUUACAGGAGAUUUCUGAAAGAAAACUGCCGUCCCGAUGGAAGAGAACUUGGGGAAUUCAGAACCACAACUGUCAACAUAGGCUCCAUCAGCACGGCGGACGGUUCUGCUCUCGUGAAGCUGGGGAACACCACAGUAGUCUGUGGAGUGAAAGCAGAGUUUGCAACACCACCACUAGAUGCUCCUGAUAGAGGAUAUGUUGUUCCUAAUGUGGACCUACCACCGCUGUGUUCGUCGAGGUUUCGGACUGGACCUCCUGGAGAAGAGGCCCAAGUAGCCAGCCAGUUCGUUGCAGAUGUCAUUGAAAACUCACAGAUAAUUAAGAAAGAGGACUUAUGCAUCUCUCCAGGCAAGCUUGCUUGGGUCCUAUACUGUGAUCUUAUUUGCCUAGACUACGAUGGAAACAUUUUGGAUGCCUGCACGUUUGCUUUGUUAGCAGCUCUAAAGAAUGUACAGUUGCCUGAAGUAACUAUAAAUGAAGAAACUGCUUUAGCAGAAGUUAAUUUAAAGAAGAAAAGUUACUUGAAUGUUAGAACAACCCCAGUUGCAACUUCCUUUGCUGUGUUUGAUGACACUUUGCUGAUAGUUGAUCCUACUGGAGAGGAAGAACACCUGUCAACAGGAACCUUAACAAUAGUAAUGGAUGAGGAAGACAAACUGUGUUGUCUUCACAAGCCAGGUGGGAGUGGACUUACUGGAGCUAAACUUCAGGACUGCAUGAGUCGAGCAGUUACGAGACACAAAGAAGUGAACAAGCUACUAGAUGAAGUCAUUCAGAGUAUGAAACACAAAUGAAGCCGCAACAAUUGCAAAACAGAUGUAAAAACUGUAUUUAUUACACUGUGCACAGGCUUUUUAUACUAAAUAAAUACCAAACUACAUUCUUUUGGAAGAUA